Alosa sapidissima (American shad) is the source of this 3698-nucleotide messenger RNA. RefSeq names its product v-crk avian sarcoma virus CT10 oncogene homolog (gene crk). The transcript has 3 exons. The coding region runs from base 322 to 1257 and encodes 311 amino acids. Gene Ontology annotation, molecular function: protein binding. The record is from RefSeq and is a predicted model, not a curated record. Lineage: Eukaryota; Metazoa; Chordata; Actinopteri; Clupeiformes; Clupeidae.
UUGUUUCUCAGGUCCGCCAUUUCAAUUUUUUGAACUUACUUGUGCCAACUUCAAGGAUUUGAUUCAAAAUUACGUAGAGGAAUUGUGCGAUAGUUGGGGGAUUUACUCUGUUACUUCGUCAAAUUAGAUUCCGCAACACUAAUACGGACACAUUGGCUGCAAAUCUGAAGUUAGCACGUCGAAUCGCGAUUCAGAUGCCGUACAAUUUCUGAACGUGUUCAUCGGGAACGCGGUAAAGUUUUUUGUAUGAGUUGAAUGCUGGUUGCGGAUAAGGGGAGGCGAAGGGAAGGCCCGUGAAGCCUCGGCUGUGGAGUGGCAAUCAUGGCCGGAAAUUUUGACGCUGAAGACCGUGGAAGCUGGUUUUGGGGUAGAUUAAGUCGACAAGAGGCUGUUUCUCUGUUGCAAGGACAAAGGCAUGGGGUUUUCUUGGUGAGAGACUCAAUUACAUGCCCUGGCGACUACGUGCUGUCCGUUUCAGAGAAUUCAAAAGUCUCGCAUUAUAUAAUCAACAGCAUCAACAACAAUCGUCAGUCUGGUCCAGGUCUGGCACCUCCUCGCUUUCGCAUUGGGGACCAGGAGUUUGAUGCCCUGCCUGCUCUCCUGGAGUUUUAUAAGAUCCACUACCUUGAUACCACCACAUUGAUUGAGCCCAUCAACAAGGCCAAGCACUCGUCUUACAUCAGCAGCAGCGCUGGGUGUGGGCCUCCCCUUCGCCAAGAGGAGGAGCUAGUGCGGGCGCUCUUCGACUUCCCCGGCAAUGACGAUGAGGAUCUUCCAUUCCGUAAGGGGGACAUUUUGCGGGUGCUAGAGAAGCCCGAGGAGCAAUGGUGGAAUGCCUCCAACAGCGAGGGCCGUGUGGGCAUGAUCCCCGUGCCAUACGUGGAAAAGUACCGCUCCGCUUCGCCCACCUCGGCCGCGCUGGGCGGAGGGGGACCGGGUGGGGUGCCAAACACGGGCACCAACGAUGGCCAAAACUCCCAGGCCCCUCCUCUGCUUGGUGAACCUGGUCCCUAUGCCCAGCCUACGCCUCUGCCCAACCUCCAGAACGGCCCGGUUUUUGCCAGGGCUAUCCAGAAGAGAGUGCCCAAUGCCUAUGACAAGACUGCCCUGGCUCUUGAGGUGGGCGACAUGGUGAAGGUGACUAAGAUCAAUGUGAACGGCCAGUGGGAGGGCGAGUGCAAGGGCAAGCGUGGCCACUUCCCCUUCACACACGUCCGGCUGCUGGACCAGCACAACCCCGAAGAUGAACUAAGCUGAGGCUACUGCGUGGACCCCCCCCCCCCUUCCCUUCUUCCCCACCUCUCCCUCUCCCCUCAUGCUCCCACUCCUCCACUGUCGCUCCCCACCAUCCUCCUCGCCCCUCCUCCCAUUCUCAUGGCCCACACUCACUGUCUUCUCCCUCACCACGCACUCACUGCGUCACUUGUGUGCGCCCUCACCUUACGUCCGCCGCCUCACAUGUGUUUUAUCUGCUUCGGGUCGGAGCUCUAGCCUGUCCCCCAUAACUCACACACUUUGCGUCGAAGCUUAGGCAUCCACUUAUGUGUUUUGGAGCCCUCUGACGGAUAGACGUAUUAUCCAAUCAGAGGUAAGAGAAACAUACGAGGGGAGGAGUGUGGAGUGCACCUCAAGACUGGGGACGAGUGCGGCUGGGGACUGAGGUAAGCCGUUCCUCCUGUGACUGUAACGCUGAAGAAACGCCACACACUACAUGUGCCGGCCUACUGGAAGAAGACAUUACAACCAGAGGCUUUGUCCUACGCUACAAGCUCACAACCAAGUUCACACAAGGUUCUAAUGAUCUUGUGCAAAAAGAAGUAAAACAAGGAUGUACUGUCAUGAAACAUUAGGUAUUAAUAUGUUUACCAUUGAGCUAAAGAAAAGUCACAUUUCCUUCAUUCUGAUUUGUUCACUCUAAAAGUGUUCAAUUUUGAUGCACUGCUCUAUGUUUUUUUGUUUCUUUUCUUUUAAUCUUGUGGAUAAAAAUUGAGCCCUGAACAAUGAGAAAUACUUUGGGGGAAGUUGUUUAUGAUUCAGUGUUGGACAAUACUGGGAAAGGUAAUCCUGAAGUCGUAUUGUGGUCGCAUAUGUGCUGCAAUGGAAAGUGCACACAGUAAUAUUAGAAGAUCUCGGAACUGAUUGCCUGGCAGAUACGAAAGGCUAUUGCUCAGGUUGAAUGUAAGGCAAUGAGGUUUUGUUUUGUGUGAACUUCCUUCCCUUGGCGUUGGCUUUCCUGGACUCAUCUGUACAUGUUAUAGGAAAUAAUCUUCCCAACUCACAAUAUAUGAUGUAGGAUUUCAUGAAGUUUCAAAUAACUUAUGUCCCUCAUACACUACUUUACUCCUCACCCCCUUUUUAUUUGCACAUAUAACAUUUAUUUUGAGUGAUGCAAAGCACCCUGUGGUCUGACCAAUCACAUUUUCUGCCAUGGUGUUCUUUCACGCCUGUCAAGUGCAGUAGUGGCUCGUCAUUGUAAGUGCAAGCUUGUGGAAGCCGGACGUUUUGUGGUUUGUCCUGGUACAUGUUAGAAGAUCUCAGCGGUCCUAGAUUUGCGGCAUGGCUAAAUUCAUCUGACAUAAAAAUCAUUAAAUGUGCUUGUUCUACAAUUCGAAAAUUAAAUUAGACAAUCACUUGGUUGUAAUCACAGAAAAAAAUGUGAUAUAAUCUGGUAGACAGCGUAGAUUAAAUGCCCUUUUUUGCCUUUUUAAUUAUAUGGAUAUGUGGAACUUAAAUGUUAAAGGUUAAUAUUAAGUUUAAGGUUGAUGUUAAUAUGAACACUGUCUGAUGAAAAGUCUUUGAGAAACCAAUUAUGGACGUCCUCAUCAGUCAUUUGUAGCAUGUUGCCUACCCCCAAUCUUGGCAAAUUAUUUUGAAUUGAAUUUUGAGUAUGAAUCUUGCCCUGAGAGUAAUGCGUGCUGUUUUGUUUAUCGUGACAUGAAGAUCGAAAGGGCUUGAGUUCUUUAUCCAGUUUGAGAGUCAAUUAAUCUGAAGGAAACAGAAUGCAAAAUGCUUUUUUUUGUCCUCACAGUUUACAACCUUUUUUUUUUCACCUAAAUAUGUCACCUGUUUGUGCCAAUUUCUUUAUGGUAGACAUCUUUUGUUGCCAUAUUCCCUGACCUUAUGUGACCUUGGUGUUGUCAAUGAUCAUCUAAUCCUCAACACAGCUGAUUCUUUCUCUUGCUAGUGGCAGCCUGAAUCUCCUUAGUGCAGAACCAUUCUACGUUUUUGUAAAGAAAAUGUGCCUAAUAUUUUAUUUUGUAUUUUCCAUUCCUAAAGAAAGCAGUCACAACCUGCUUUGUGGCACAGUACCUUUUACAUAAUUCGAUGGUCUGAGAAUAAUGGAACAUAAUAAAUCCCACAAUUUCUGGUGACAAGGAUUCGCUUGUGACAAAGAACACUGAAUGCACAGACCAGAGAGUCCUAAAUUCAGCAGCAACUGACCAGCAACAGUUACGAUGACUCCUUUUGUUUGUGGCGGACACAUUUUCAUGCAUGCCCAUGUUUCUUGUAAUCAUUUUAUUCCUUCUGUACCUGUCAAUCAUGCCUACAAUUUAAAUAUGUUAAAGCAUCAUAUUUUAAUAAUGUGUUUAUGUAAGUUCAUUACAUUCGGAGGGAUGGGGAAGAGUUAACCUUAAAAAUGUCAGUAUGUUAAUAUCAAAUUGUGCCAUUGUAUUAAACACUAUAUUCUUUCAAAACAA